AUGCCAGCUAUAUAUUUGGACUACACAAAGCCACACGCGCAACAACAGCCUACACCCCAUCUCGCUGAUCUCGGCUGGUUCGAGCAGAUGCAGAUGCAGUUUCAACUACCAAAACAAGAGUCGAUGUUUAGACACUGGGAGAAUCCGUCUCUGCCUAUUGCCGGGGUUAACAUGGUUCCUCGCGGAGUUUUGAAUGAGACAAUCGCCAGUGGCAGCAGUAGCAAUGAGGAUGACGAUGUGAUGCCCCCAUCCAUUCGUGUCAGAGAUUUCGAUGCAAACAAAGACAAAAAAUUGGCCAUAGACGGCAUGAAAGUGCUGCCAAUAACAAUCUCAGUAUUCGUUUUCGCCGUGCUGCUCAUCGCCUUUGUCUCGCUCAUCAAGUGCUACAGACGCAGGCAAAAGGCCAAGAGCGAAGCGAUGGAAGUGGAGGACGAAACAGUCGGUAGCUCGUCAAAGACCUCGCUGUCGUCCGGUAGUUCUUUCGACGAUAUUAAAGCGAUGGAAAAUAAGCACACCAAGGACAUGAAAGAUAUCCAACCAAUCCAUCCAGCCGUCCUCGACAAAUAUACUACCGCUCCCACCAAGAUAACAAAUUUGAGACAACUCCAGGCCAUGCAGAAGGAGUCGCAGAGACAAGCACCAACAAUGCGUCAAUGGACACCGGGUAGCUCUCCUAUUGCACCACCAGUUAAACCGUGGACUAAUCACUUACCUAUCAAGGACAAGCGCUCUCCUAAACAGAGCAGUCCAUAUCCGAUAGUAAAAGAUAACGAAUUGCCGGCUAUCCCACAAGAUGCUUUCACAUCUCCCAACUUUGCCUCACAUUACGCUUACUACUCCAGUCCGCGUGCAGGUGUGGGUAGAAAAGGUCGCACUUCAACUAGGCGUUGA
Wallemia ichthyophaga EXF-994 is the source of this 891-nucleotide messenger RNA. RefSeq lists its product as uncharacterized. The record is from RefSeq and is a predicted model, not a curated record. The transcript has a single exon. Lineage: Eukaryota; Fungi; Basidiomycota; Wallemiomycetes; Wallemiales; Wallemiaceae. Bases 1 to 891 code for a protein of 296 amino acids.